AUGGUUUUCUUGUGGCUAUAUAUCUGGCUAUGCUUCUCUCAACUUUGCCUUUGUGCUAGAACUGUGCCGAAGGAUACCAAUGAUGAGAGGUUUCCAUUCACAACAGUCGUGGACCUGCUCUGGCAGAACGUCGAAUUCUCUACGUUUCUAAGAAAAGUCCAAAAAUGCGGAUUCGUCGAUUAUUUGAAUGGCAUAGAUAAUUUCACUCUAUUUGCACCAAUUAAUUCCGCCUAUGCGAAUCACACGGAUGCCCUCAAAUUACACAAUUAUUUGCUUCACGAUACUGUACUAGACCCCAUGGUCUUCAAUUGGGGCCGUCACAUUAUUAUGUCCAAUGAUAGUCGACUCCACUUGUUAGAAGUGAAAGGGGAUGGCAGCUGGUUGAUCGAUGAAGUGCCUGUCUUUACCGAGACAUUGAAGCCAAAUAUGCAAAAUGCAACGCUUUGUAGUAUUGCAGCUCAAAUACCGGACUCUCCAUUGCUCAGCGAGUUGCUUAAUAGAGAAGCUUAUCUCUGUCACUUUUUCAAGCUCGUUGAAGUCACCUCAACUCUGAAAGACAACUCUAUGUUUGAUCGAAAAACAGUCAUUAUCCCCGAUAACAAUGCUUUCGAAGAGAUCUUUGACAAAUUCCAGCUUGCAUAUCUGAUCACAGAAAGUCAACUUCCAAGAUCUCUUCCUUUGAUGAAAACGCAAAAACGAGAUCGUUGGGCACUGCUUAAAUCACUCAUGAUGAACACCACGUUAGGGGGGCGCUUCGAGACGGAAGUGCUAUUGAAUCUCAACGGAGACCCACUUUUGCUUCAAUCUCAUGACAACGGCUCAACCAUUAUCGCAAAUAACUCUCUAGCUACCACUAGCAACGUUCUCUAUCGAACCGGUGUUGCUCAUAUCUUCUCGAAUCUUGAUUUCCUAUCGAAUUAUUUGCACUUUACGGCCGAGAAAAUGCUUUUGGGGAUGGGAGCGGAUCAUUUCAUAGAGGAGAUCUACAUCAGAAACCUUUCAUAUCUAAUCGACGGCAGUUAUGAAAAGCCAUUAACACUUUUUCUCGCCAUCGAUUCCACUAAAGACAGUCUCGGAUAUUCGAAAAGCAGUUUACUUUAUCACUUCGUUGAUGACGGCGUUAAUUUGACCCGAGACUUCUCUGACGACAAGCAGGUACGGUUGUAUGAUUCAUUGUUCUGCUCAUCCAACAAAAGGCUAGGAGGCCAGUGCCAGCGUUUAAAAAUCGAAAGAGUUGGUCAUCACGAUAAAACCACUCAUGUCAUUAACAAGAAAUAUCGCGUCAAGGAUCAGGAUCCGAUCCAGGUCGCCAAUGUUACAAUCUUUUUUUUACAAGACGACAUUUUAUUGCCAGCCGACCUCGUCUCCUCAAUUGACCCAUUUUCCGGUUGCUCGACAUCAUUGAAGUUUUUACGGGAACUGAAUCUAUUGGACCUCCAACCAAAUGGAAAGGGCUACACAAUUUUGCUCCCAUGUUUCAAUGCAUGGAGCCAGUACGAUCUUAAUCUGGAGUACCUGGAGCAUAAUGUCACUGCUUUAAAUAUAAUAAUGAAAAACUAUAUUUUGAGCGACCUGAUUUAUACCGACUCUACGGAAAGUCACGUAAAAACUACCAACUUUCACAAAGAAAAUAUUACAGUUGACAUUUAUCGGGAGAGGCCCGAUUAUGACCAUGUGGCACUCAACCUGAGUACCAUAAGAGAUCCAAUUAUUCUCCAUAAAAGCUCUGAUCUGUUCUUUGACCAAGGUGUUGUUCACCCUUUGCGUAACGUAUACCUUCCUGACACGCUAGUAAUCACACUUCAGAAUUUGUUAGACAUAACGAAUUCCUUUGACUUCAAAGCGUACCUGGAAAGUUCUGAAAGUCUCCGCAUGGUGUUUGAACGCAGUCAAGACUACUCAUUGCUAGUUCCAACUGCUCAGUCGUUGUUAUUGGAAGAAAUUACGUUGAAUUCAACAAAAUUGGAGGAAUUUCUGAGGCUGCACAUCAUUUGGUCCAAUACUACUCAACACCUGUUUCACUGUAGCGAUGAAAUUGAGACCUUACAUGGGGCAAUACUCAACUGCCGACAAAGUAACGCCAAUACUCAUUUCUUAAGGGUUCAAGGUGGUGCCGACAAAGAAGUUCGCAUUUUGAAGAAAGGUUGUUCCAGCUCCAAUAAUAGUUCCUGUGUCUUUCUGAUAGAUAGGCCAAUUUCUUUGUCAUGGCUGGACCAAGACAAAUACAGAAUCAGACUGCCAGGAAUUGCAAUUGCCAUGGGUACCCUUAUCGGAAUCCUUGUCAUAUCAGGAGUUUUUGUGUGUGCAUUGUUGGUCUUCAUCCGCAAGCAGCGUGUAAACGAAACUGAAGUGAGAGUACCCGAAAGUGAACAGGAUCGACUCCUACCAUCGCCUAGAACCAAAAAUCAACAUCACUACUCCUCAUCCUUGGGGAGAUCGCUAGCGUCCACCGAAGAUCGCAAUGUGCGAGUAGGGGCCAAUCAAAAUUCUGCAUUGUUUGCUAGUUCGUAUUCAGCGCAUACUGGCCGCGACCCUUUGUCGAUCAACCCUCAAGGAGGACACCCAUGUUGA
Molecule: messenger RNA, 2571 nt
Organism: Lachancea dasiensis
Lineage: Eukaryota; Fungi; Ascomycota; Saccharomycetes; Saccharomycetales; Saccharomycetaceae
Source: the annotation of a GenBank genome assembly